Molecule: messenger RNA, 450 nt
Organism: Heterotrigona itama
Lineage: Eukaryota; Metazoa; Arthropoda; Insecta; Hymenoptera; Apidae
Source: the annotation of a GenBank genome assembly
AUGACGACCGAAGAGACGACCGAGCAGCCCCCGGUAGACGACUGCCUGAAGGAACGGAAAUGGUGGUGCUUCCUGCUGUCGAGCAUCUUCACUUUCCUUGCCGGGCUGCUGAUCGUACUCCUCUGGCGUGCGUUCGCCUUCCUCUGCUGUCGCAAGGAACCCGAGUUCGCCCCAAAUGACCCGAAACAGAAAGAGCCAAAGGCGAGCCGCCAGGGCAAGGAGUUCGAGGGGACUUUUAUGACCGAGGCCAAAGACUGGGCCGGUGAACUGAUUUCUGGACAGACCACCACUGGACUACGUGUCGUGACGUUGCUGUGUGCUUUUACGAAGAAAGUGAAAAGGGAUCUAGUUACAAGCGCGAACGUGUUAGUAGGUCAAAUCCUGACUCUUCCUUUAGUAAAGACACCGUACACUUAUUACAAGAAAUUGAAAUGGUUCGUCGAGAGAUAA